AUGACUAGUGAGUUUGAGAUGUCAAUGAUGGGAGAACUUAACUAUUUCCUCGGGCUUCAAGUCAAACAAUCAAAAGAUGGAAUUCAUUUGUCACAGACAAAGUAUGCGAAAGAACUAGUUAAGAAAUUCGGAUUAGAGAGUGCAAAGGAUUUUGACACUCCGAUGGGUACAAGCAACAAAGGAUUGGGAAUGAAUUCAGAAGGUCAGAGUGUGGAUGAGAAACAAUACAGAAGUAUGAUUGGUAGCCUUUUGUAUCUGACUGCGAGUAGACCUGACAUUGCAUUUAGUGUUGGAAUAUGUGCUCGUUAUCAGGCGAAUCCUAAGAAGGUACAUCUGAAAGCAGUUAAACGGAUUAUUCGGUAUGUUAAAGGAACAACCGAGUAUGGACUAUGGUAUCCUAUGGGAACGUCUCUUGACCUAAUCGGCUACUCGGAUGCUGACUGGGCAGUGUUUGGUAGUGAAUUGAAUUUCGAGAAGAAUCUUGCUGUUUUGGGACGUGAAUUGGUCUAUGACUUGAAUUAUUUCAUAUUUAUUUUUGAUUGA
Messenger RNA from Ananas comosus (pineapple), 543 nucleotides. RefSeq lists its product as uncharacterized. The transcript has 2 exons. The coding region runs from base 1 to 543 and encodes 180 amino acids. Lineage: Eukaryota; Viridiplantae; Streptophyta; Magnoliopsida; Poales; Bromeliaceae. The record is from RefSeq and is a predicted model, not a curated record.